UUCACAUGCCAUACGAGCAUUAUUUCAACGUCUGACUGGCUUCCAGCCGUUCUCAUCACCACUUAUCGACGUUUAGCGGUCUGAAAAUUUAUGUCGUCAGGAAGGGUUUCCCAAGGGGGCGACAUGUCGACCAGAUUUGUUGAUUACUUCAUUGUGUGCGGUCUGGACACGGUGUCGGGACUGGAAGUGGAUCCGGUGAUAGGAGAGAGUCCGAACAGAUGGCCGCUUGAGAGAUCUUUCAAGUCGAGCAUUCUGGCUCAUUUUCCUGAGAAGGUGCCUUCAAACCCUUUUGAUGGCGACGCAUUUCGUCUCCUCUGCCUUCCGAGAGGCCUUCUCUUCGCCAAAGAGGGCCACAUUCCCGACCCGCAUUUCCACUCGUUUCUCGUCACCAAAGAAGACGGCUCCCGCAUCUACGGCUCGGCACUCACAUUCUAUCAACUCGUCAAAACCGAGAAGGUCCUACAUUCGCUGGAGAUGCUUCAGGCCAUGUACAAGCAAGAGCUGAUGACACAGCAGAGCGGGUCUUCCUCACAGGGAGGAGAGGCUGAUAUCAACAGAGGCGAGUGUGAGUUCGAUCGUUUGCGGUGCGACCAGCUGUACGUAUCGCAGUGUAUUGCGAUCGUCUCUCAGAUUCCGUUUGUGUGGCCAUACGAGCAAUAUCUCAAUCAGUUGUACGAUGUGUCGUUGUCGGAUGACGCUCAGAUGCCGUUGGAGUCGUACGUUCACAAUCUACUCUUUGACGUCCCGCUCCCGCCCCCGGGACGCUCGUUGUGUCUCACCGGUCCGAGAGGUCCGAUCACGUGUCUACGGCCGAUGGAGCGGAGCCUCCCGCUGCUUGAGUAUUCAAUCAGGAGCUUGUUUGAUUGGCUGUCACUCGACGACUUCAUGCUCGUGUUCACGUGCUUUCUGUUGGAGCAUCAGAUACUACUCGUUGCCUCGCAGUACCACAAGUUGAUGACGACGGCCGAGUGUUUGUCGUCUCUCAUGUUUCCGUUCGUGUGGCAGCAUGUGUACGUUCCGAUUUUGCCUCGUAGUUUGUUGCACUACUUGGACGCGCCGGUUCCUUUUCUCAUGGGUUUGCAGCAGCUGUCAGGGGACGAGCGACCGAACGUGCCCGGGGAGGUGAUUACCGUUGAUUUGGAUAGGAUGACGGUGGACGGAGUUGAGGACAUUCCCGAUUUGCCGGGCGUUGGUCACUUGAAGGUGCAGCUGCAGGCGAAGUUGCAGGAUGCCGAGAACUCGGCAAAUUCAUCGCGGCCAUCAUCACUACCGUCGUCACGGAAACAGUCGAUGAUCCAUCAAGUUAGUCCACCGAGGCUGGAGCCGUUGUUCGAGACGGAUGUUGUGUGUGAGAGGAUUGAGAGCAACGGAACGUCUGGAGACGCGACUAAUGAUGAGAACGAGGAGCCAAAGGAGGCAUCCACGAUGCCGUCGAUACAUCCGCAGCUCGCGAAGAUGCUUCAGCUGGCGAAGAAGGCGGGAAUCGAGACGUCGAUCUCGCAUCUUCUCAAAUCGCCGGAUGAGGAGACGGAAGACGUUGAGAGUGCGGACGCCGAUGAAGAGGAGGUGGGCGACAUGUAUAUGUAUACAGGCAUCACGAUGGAGAAACAGAUUGACAUGGACUUCAAUAACAACGUACGGGAGAUAUUCCUGCAGCAUUUCAUUCAGUUGUUUGCGAACUACGAUAAGUUUGUCAUCCCGCCUCAGUCCGACUACGACACGUGGCUCACGUCUCGCGAGCAUCUCGAGAAUUUCGAUAAAGCGGCAUUUCUAUCCGACCAGCCCGAGAGCUCGCUGCCGUUUCUCUCGCCAUUCCUUGAGACUCAAUCGUUCGCCAGCCUCAUUGAUAACAAAAUUCUCUCCGAGUGGUAUCCGUGUGACCCUCAGUUGGCUCUCUUUGACUUACGAAUCGCCGACUUGAAGCAAAACCGAGGAAUGUUACGGUCGCCAUCGGAAGACUGGUCGACACAGAAGUUUCACUUCUCGCAAAGGAAACUCUCGUUUCAAAGUCUGACGAUCGAUUAUCGAGCUAAACCUCCGAGAAAGAGCGUGAGCGUGGCGAAGGGAGGUACGGUUGAUGUGAGAGGUGAAGGUCCGUUUGCUGAGCUUCAAGUAAGUCUCCAGUUGGCUCAACAAGGAGAGGACAUCCCAGAGAAGAGAAGCCGUGGAACGUGGAGUCGUAACCAACGACGUUUACAGCAGUGGGAGCAUUUGUUGGCGAGCGGGAGGGACGUGGUGCAAGAGGCACGCCGUAAAUCAGUCUCUCCUCAUCCCCCGAUCGGCAACCUGUCACCGGAAUCGAUGAAUAAAUCGCAGGGCAGUUUCGUUCUGCGUCUGUUGAAGGAGGCGAGGAUGAAAGUGAAGCGGUUGCUCGUACAGAAGAUGGGGAGGGAGGCGUUUAUUAUGGGGCACGGCGAGCUGAAAGGGAAGAACGUGACGGGAGUCGAAGAGAACACACUCAUUGCGAGUCUGUGCGACCUCCUGGAGAGAAUCUGGAGUCACGGAUUACGGUUCAAUCGAGAGGGACGCUCGUGUCUGUGGUCGCAUCUCAUGUCGUUUGUGAAUCGAUCGGAAGGAAGAGAUCGGACGUCGUCCCUUCCACGGAAUUCCUGUAGCUUACCGAACAUGCACAAAUCGAAAUCGGGGCAAGUGAGGAAGUGGAGCGGCGGAUUUACCUUGUCGGUCGACGAAGAAUCUACGGACAACGAGAGACACUCAAAGUUGACGAGCUUCAAGAACUGGGCUUUCAGAUCUCCGGAAAUGAAACGUCGAGUCAUUGACUUGUUGACUGCGAGGCCACCAGACAUUCACUACGACCUGCACUGUGUCCAGAAGAUGACCGAAAUUAAAACGGAAGUUGGACUGGCGAGAGCGUGGAUACGACUCGCUCUAGAAAAGAAACAACUUGCUGACCACCUCACGUUGCUUCUGUUGGACACCGAGCUUGUCACCGAACGAUACAAAGACUACGCGUUCUUACGAUCGGAAGACGAACGCGAGCAACUUGUCUACCAUCUUCUCUCGCUCACGACGGUCGAUUUCCACUGUUUCACUCAUGGUUUUUCAACGACGUCGGUGGCAUACCGAGUCACGUUCAUCACAGGAAAAAAUAGUCUUGCGUCGUCGACGACGACGGCCAAUUUGUGGUUCAUGCUCGCCGGCGAACAUGCAAAGACGGGACACGUGCAGAUGCCGAAGAGCGACUACGAGGUCGAGAUCAAGUAUUUGAAUCUUGGUCUACUCACGACGCUUCGCGUCGGCCACGACAACACGGGAAUCUCUCCGGGAAUUUUUAUCGAAAUGGUUGUGAUCCGGAAUGUGGUGACCGACUCGGUGUGGAAGUUUCCGUGUGGGCGUUGGCUGUCGAGGGGCGAAGACGACGGGAGCAUCGAACGUUUACUAGUCGGUGAAAUUGUUGAUAAGAAUGUGAAGGCUCGUCUCAGUAGAGACCACACCCCACCGUCUACUAGUCACUCACCGAAACUGACGAGGAAGGAUGACAAACACGAGUACUCGGACGCGGCCGAGGAGCUUCUCCAGGCUGUGGCGGAUGCCGUUAAUCAAAUGAUCAAGCAUUGCAGCGAGCCCGAGGUGCACGGGAGCCUCUCGUUUCUUCUCUGUGGCGAGAAGGGCAUGUGUCAGGCGAUGCACAACGUGUUCCUCCACAGCAUGCGUUCGAGACGCUUUCGCUCGAAUCUCCUGCCGUGGGAUUUCAUCCAGAAGGUCUACGAAUCACUCAACAAACUUACAACAUCCGGGAAUUUGAUACCCAUGUCAACAUCCGGGAAUUUAGCAACCACCUUGACAUCCGGGAAUUCAGCAACCACGUCGACAUCCGGGAAUUCUGUAACCACGUCAACAUUUGGAGAUUUGUCAUCACCGGAAAUGACAUUCAUGUCGACGAUUGCCAGGAUCUCGUCCGCAUCGACGACGAUCGGAAAAGACGGCAAGUUCCAGACGUUUGUUUGUCUCGCUGCUCGUGACAACCGACUCGCUGACUGGAUGUCGGUCCUCGGCCGUUCGUCAGCCACCGAGCUGUUUUACCACUCGAACUCGUUUUUCAGGAGGCCAGAACUGAUGUCUCCGCUUGUGUCGACGCUCUCGGCUAUGAACGACACACAAAUCAAGUUGGAGUCGUCGAUACUUCAGGGUAUCGACGACGACUAGGUUUGUGUCAUUGUUUGCAGAUUUCUAUUGUUAUUGUCUUUAAUAGAUUGUUGCAUAGCACGUGUGUAUGUAUAUUGAAUACGUUACGGUUUGUAUUGACUGACACAUUGGCUGUAGGGAUUAUUAGCGUUUGUUGUAUUGUCGUAUUUGUAGAGACAGAGAGAUGGUUUGUAAUACAGGGUUUAUAUGCUGUAGUAUGAUGUAUGAUUUUGUUUGGAAAUAGAGAGGAAAUGGAGCGGUAGUCGUGUUGUGUGUGUGUGUGUCGGUCGAUUUUGCGAUUGGUGUGUAAGGGGUUGGUGAGGAGAAAAGGUCUUGGUCUGUUGUAGUUCAUUGUUUUGUGUUUGUUUGCUGAUGUUCUAUCUGUCUGUCUGUCUUUCUGUCUGUUUGUUUGUGUACUUGUCUGUAAGUUGUCUGUCUGUCUGUUUGUCUGUACUUGUUGUAAGUUGUGUGUGUGUGUG
Messenger RNA from Corticium candelabrum, 4625 nucleotides. Its product is annotated as DENN domain-containing protein 5B-like. The record is from RefSeq and is a predicted model, not a curated record. Gene Ontology annotation, molecular function: guanyl-nucleotide exchange factor activity; small GTPase binding. Lineage: Eukaryota; Metazoa; Porifera; Homoscleromorpha; Homosclerophorida; Plakinidae. The coding region runs from base 91 to 4167 and encodes 1358 amino acids. The transcript has 2 exons.